Messenger RNA from Cooperia oncophora, 516 nucleotides. Lineage: Eukaryota; Metazoa; Nematoda; Chromadorea; Rhabditida; Trichostrongylidae. The record is from the annotation of a GenBank genome assembly.
AUGUUCGAAGUCGGUGCCUCUGUGGUAUGCACGGUGUUUGCGCUGAAUUUCCAUCAUCGAACAUCAGAAAGCUAUCAUCCGAUGACACCUUUAACGCGGAAGAUCCUCCUUGACUGGCUGCCGAUGCUUCUUUGCAUGGAGCGUCCGCCGCCAUUUCGUCUGGAGGAAAUCAGUGAAAGUAACGGUCAUGUUGUUUGCGAGAGACAUAAAGAUAAAAGGUACAGUUUUAGAAAAGCAAAGGAUAUAUUGUCGAUCUCGAAAAAACCUCUCCUCAAUAACUGCUACCCACCGCUUGACCACAAAACAAAAGCAGUACAUCUCGACUUCUGUCAUGGGGGUCGAAUAGAGGUUCGUCGCCGGCCGACGAGUACAGAGCGAAAUUCCUUUCCCCUCUCAAUGACGUCCAACAAUGUCAGUUCACCCGUGCUUGCUCAAAAAUACACAUUCUCUAAACUUCAUGUGAGUGUUUACGAGGUUUCAUUUACAGCAAACUGCGCUCCUCCCGUGCAUAAGUAG